This is a messenger RNA of Gambusia affinis (western mosquitofish), 3281 nucleotides long. It is a transcript of the gene bcl2l12, whose product is annotated as BCL2 like 12. Lineage: Eukaryota; Metazoa; Chordata; Actinopteri; Cyprinodontiformes; Poeciliidae. Gene Ontology annotation, biological process: regulation of apoptotic process. The record is from RefSeq and is a predicted model, not a curated record. Bases 97 to 1128 code for a protein of 343 amino acids. The transcript has 8 exons.
GAGCUGUCCAGUUAGGCUGCGCAGACCGACUCCAGGAGUCAGGACAACAACAAAUCUCCGGUUGGACACUGUUCGACAACCGAAACACAAGCGGGGAUGUCGGAGCCUGCAGAUCGUAGAUGUUCCGUCUCGUCCGUCUCUCUGAUUGAGAUCAAGACUGAGACGCAUCGAAUCCUCCAGGCUUUUCUUGAACGAACCAUCUCCACCCCCCACAAAGACAGGCCUGGCAGGAUAGCAGGAGCCUAUGAUGAUCAUAACAGGCACAGCUUGUCGCCACAGUCUAAACGAAAAGACAGAGCAGACGCUCAAACGGAAAAAGAAGAAGACAAGAAGACUGGAAUCAAGGACCUGAUGAGGAGGUCCAUUAGCCGUGGGAAAGGCUCACUGGGCCGGAGCAGCAAGUCCAAACAGUCCCAACCAGCAGAAGACACCGUCUCAGCCUCCUCAUCUUCAGAUGAAGAGGAAGUCGAAAAAAUGAGGAAGCAAAAACAAGCAAUCAAAAGAAAGAUUGCUUCGUUUUUCAGAAUGAAAUUAAAGGAGAGAAAAGAGAAGGAGAAAGAACAAAACGAGUCUCAUCCUCAGAGACAGAGUGACUUGGCAUCUGGAAAGAAAGCGGCAGCAGCAAACAAGCCCGUCGCUCUUGUUCAAGAAACAGACCAGCCUCUGGAGUUUUAUGAUGAAAUAGCUCAGAAGCUGGAAGACAUCAUCAAACAGUCCAAGCCAAGUCCGAAACUGAAGCGACCGCCAGUGUGUGAUAAAGAAGUCGUGGCUCAGCAGCUGGUGAGGCUGCUGAGUUCAGAAGGAGAUGCCAUGAACACUAAGAUCCAGCAGGAUCCAGAGCUGCGCUCCAAACUGGCUCGUCUUUCAUACAGAUCGUUCGAGCAUAUUCUAGACAUCUUCGGCAGGAGUCAGGUGGCUGAGGCCCCCCCACUGAAACCGUCGACCAGUCCAACCCUACAGCGAAUAGCCAUCUCCAUGGAGGUGUCACGGCGCAUGGUGACAGCCACAGGAACGCAGCGGAUAGAGGGCUUCGCAGAGCGCUACAUGGACAACUUUGUCCCCUGGGUCAAAAGUCAUGGAGGAUGGGGAAAGGUGCUGGAUAUAGAAAAGACUGAGGAGUGGGACUGAUGUCCUGAAUGUGUGUUUAUCGUGAACCAAGGCUCAAAUGGAUGAUGUCAUCUAACAGGGUCCGAGGAGCUGACCAGCAGAGUUUAAUCUGACCAGACACAUUACAAAGACCUGGUCUCUUUGUGUUCCUGCUGCACCAGAGUGCUUCCAGUUUGUGUUUUACAUUUAACCACUAAACCAGGGACCAGCUUAUUUUCACUGCUGCUACUAGCCUUGGUUUUCAAGGACCUGCUGUACUUGAAACUAAAACUAAGUAGCUAAAUCUUUUUUGUUGUGGAAAAACAAAGAACAAAAACCAAACUAACUACUUGUAUGUUACCUCUUGGAUUAUGAAAUCCCACAGUGAAACAUGAGAUGUUUUACUGCAGUUUUUACUGUAAACAGCAGAGCUACGGGAGAAGCUACUUUACUAAGUUAUAUUUUAAACUCACAAAGCUCAUGGAAGAAAUGCUAAAGAUUAUGGGGUGCCAUUUCUAAAGUUACACACAAAAAUUUACAACAUCAAUUUAUUUUUGAAAGUCAUAUUUUCACAAUUUCAACAUUUGUUUAUAAAUGAUAAAUAUUUAAUUAGCCAACUAAAUAUUUAGUUGAAAGCUAAACAUCUAGUUAGCUAGCUACAUAUUUAGCUAAAUAUUCAGUUAGAAAACAAAAUAUUUUGCUCAGGAUAAAUAUUUGAAAUAUUUAGUUUAAAGCUAAAUAUUUAACUCAGAGCUAAAUAUUUAGCUAAUACGCACAUUUUUUCUCAUUUUGUUUCUUGUAUGACAGGUUACAUAAGCCAAAUUAUUCAUUUUUAACUGUGUAGCUUUACAAAUGGCGCCACAUGCAAGACGCUGACUUUAGUGUGUGCCAAAAAAAAAGAACAAGUAUGAUAAAAAAAAUACCACUUUCAUUGUAUUUCAGUAUUUAAGCACAAAUUUAGAACAAAAUUGAUAAGACGAUCUAAUGUCUUUUUUCUUUAACAGAACAGUAACACUUAUUUCUUAUAGUGCUAACAAGCAUACCUUGUUUCAGUUGCACUAAUGUAAUUUUUAACAUUGAUCAGUUAUUGAUCAGUUAUUGGUCAUUUAGCAUUUAGUCGUAGAUUUCAAGUGAUUAUUUUCCAGAAUAUUUUUCCUCUUGUCUGUUUAGCUCUUUAUAGAGGAACACAAACAUUACAGCUCAUAAUAAGUGAGCAGUCAGUCAGGCCUGAGGGGGCGGAAGGGUUGCUUUACUUUUCAAACAGCUGAAGAAAAAAACCUGCAGCAGCAGUAAAAGUACUGUAGAGGGGAAAGUUUAGUGGUUUUCAAACAGUAAGAUUUAAUGUACUAUAACCCUGGAGUCCUGGAGACGGUGAAAAUCAGCUAGCAUUUACAGUAUGGGUUAAAAUAUAGCCACAGACUCCUCAGUGUGAGUGAGCAGAUGAGUUAAAAAGCUUCUCUUUUAUUGUACAUAUGUUUAUGUUAAACAACAUUAUUAAUCUUGUGAUGUUCAUAUUCUAAGUGUCAGCUGCUACUGUCAGUACUGUAAUAUGAUCACUACUUUAUUAUCAACAUUUUUGUGUGUGCUUGUUUUUUUAUAAUAAGAAAAAACAAAACUAACCAUUUCAUAAUGCAACAAUAUUCAGCGUUAUUGGAUCAGGAAUUUGUGGAACAUGUUUACUGUAAAGAUGUUUUUUCUAAUAAAUCUGUUCAUUAAGAGUUCUUUUAGUCAUAAUCGAGGGGGAAAUGUCUUUUACUGUCAAAUAUAAUCAUGUUGGUACAUGAGACAAAAGGUAAACUAUAGUUGUCUAUGGUUUUGUUUACAUAAUGUUUUAUAAUAAUGUAUGGUAAAUAAUGUGAAUAGGUGUUUAUUUUCCUGUAGUGUUUGCUGCGUUCAGCACUGAGCCUGCUGUGUUCAGGUUAAACAGCAGCAGGACGCUGCAGCGCCUCUCAGUAACACAACCUACAUUCUGGAAUGCACUAAAGUGAAGAAGGGAAGCUGUGAUGUUUGUUGAAUUAUCAUUGUGGGUUUUUUUUUAUUGCAGUUUACCUUAGUCAUAUUAGGCAGCGUAGAAAAUGUUUUAUGUACUUAUUUAUUGCCAGUGAAACUGCUGAUGUGGAGGAUCAUGUACUGUAGAUAAUGUCCAACCUCUGUAACUGACUAAAUGCUGAACUCUUAUCUGUCUUUUAUUAAAC